This is a messenger RNA of Hippoglossus stenolepis (Pacific halibut), 3070 nucleotides long. It is a transcript of the gene camk1gb, whose product is annotated as calcium/calmodulin-dependent protein kinase IGb. Gene Ontology annotation, biological process: peptidyl-serine phosphorylation. The transcript has 13 exons. The record is from RefSeq and is a predicted model, not a curated record. Lineage: Eukaryota; Metazoa; Chordata; Actinopteri; Pleuronectiformes; Pleuronectidae. Gene Ontology annotation, molecular function: ATP binding; calmodulin binding; calcium/calmodulin-dependent protein kinase activity. Gene Ontology annotation, cellular component: intracellular anatomical structure. The coding region runs from base 114 to 1571 and encodes 485 amino acids.
UGUGUGCAGAGAGGAGCGAUGCAGCGGCAGCAGCAGCAGCAGCCUGAGCUGGAUCCUCUCAGGGAGCACCUGUGAGAGUGUCCGCCCCCCCCCACCCCUCGCCUCUUCUCUCCAUGGAUGUAAUCUCCGACCUGACGACAGGUAUUAGUCGGGUCCCAGACGCAGUAAUCCGUCCAGACCAGCACGAGCUUUGCGCAGGAGAGUCAGAGCAGCCGAGCUCCUGCAGCAGCAGCGCACAGAGUCCAGAAACCCCCCCGCAAGCAGACAUGGGCCGUCAGGAGGGCGACUACGUGUGGAAGAAGAACACCGAAAACAUCCAGGAGGUUUUUGACAUCAUGGAGGAGUUGGGCUCAGGAGCCUUCUCCGAGGUCUACAUGGUGAAGGAGAAGAAGACGGGGAAGAUGUUCGCCAUGAAGUGUGUGAAGAAGAAACAGAAGAAGGACCUGAAUCUGGAGAACGAGAUCGCCGUGUUGAGAAGAAUCAAACAUGACAAUGUCGUGGGGAUGGAGGAUUUCUACGAGAGUCGGACUCACUUCUACCUCAUCAUGGAGCUCGUUUCAGGCGGUGAGCUCUUUGACCGUAUACUGGACCGGGGGGUGUACUCGGAGAAGGACGCCAGCGGGGUCAUCCAGCAGGUGCUGCAGGCCGUCAGCUACCUGCACCAAAACGCCGUCGUGCACCGGGACCUCAAGCCGGAGAACAUCCUCUUCUACAGCCCGGAGGAAAACUCCAAGGUCAUGAUCAGUGACUUCGGCCUCUCGAAGAUGGUGGACAACGACAUCAUGUCGACCGCCUGUGGAACUCCGGGAUACGUAGCUCCAGAGGUUUUGGCUCAGAAGCCGUACAGCAAAGCUGUGGACUGCUGGUCCAUCGGAGUCAUCACCUACAUCCUACUCUGUGGAUAUCCUCCUUUCUACGAAGAGAGCGAGACGCGACUCUUCUCCAAGAUCAUGAAGGCGCAGUACGAGUUCGACGCGCCCUUCUGGGACGACAUCUCGGAAUCUGCUAAAGACUUCAUCCGUAACAUGAUGCAGAAGAAUCCCAGCAUGCGCUACAGCACCGACCAGGCACUCAGACAUCCCUGGAUCAUCGGAAAGACGGCGCGCAGCCAGGACAUCUACUAUUCAGUCAGCGUUCAGAUCCAAAAGAACUUCGCCAAGUCCAAGUGGAAGCAAGCCUUCAACGCUGCCGUGGCCAUCAACCACAUGAAGAAGCUGCAGCAGGCCCACUCCGAGCAGCUCACGAGACAGACCAGCAUCCCCGACAUCAAGGUCGUCGACCUGUCCUCCCCGACCACGACCCGCAAGCGUCUCGAUCCGGACAAGCCUGACCCGGAGGUCGGCGGGGGGGCACGGAGGACGAGUCACAUCCCCGUGCCCACGAGCCCCGUCGAACCCAAGAGCCAUUACCAAACGCUGAAGGCCACUCAGAGCCAGGGCGCCGCACACCACGCUCCGUCAAUAUCCGAGCAGGGAAAACACGUGUACCACUCGGAGCCCGCCAACCUCAACGGGUAUUGUCAGAACCGAAUUGGAAAGACGGUGCAGACCGGAGUUUGCUCUGUGAUGUGAAGGCUGCGUGAAGUUCACACGGGAAAAAAGCAUUUUACUCGGUCAGUGUUGCCGUGCUCACCCAGCAUGCAGCUGUUUUGCGGUGGCAGCUCCCCCGGUACUGCGAGCGAGAAGUUCCUCCGACGGGCCCGAGCUGGUCUGCGAGGUCCACACGGGCUGAGGGAACUUUUUUCAUUUUUGGAAUGAGUGCCAAUGAAGCUUCCCGACACACAACCACACACACACACACGUACACACACACACACGCGUGCACACACACACACACUUUGAUUGACAGGGUAGACUUCAGUUCAGCAGUAUUCAGAGGACUGACCCUCGUAGACGGGGACGUGACAUCCGUCCCGCUCACCGUGAAGCAGUCGCUGACCUCAGACGUCGCACAGACUGAUUUCUAAAACCCUGACUCCAGAUCAGGUUGAUUUUAAAUCUCCAAGCAGCACUUUGUCGUCCAGGUUUUGUAGAAUCGUGAAAAAACGUGUCGUCAAAAAAAAUGAAGAUUCACGACGGAUCUUUUCCCGCUGCGCUUCAUCGUGUGCAAAGCUCGACGCUGUAGCCGACCUGCUUUUGUAAGUAGAAUAUUUAAACCGAAACAAACAUGAUGCAUGAUUACUUCUUCAGAUAAUAAUUGACUGUUGUGAAGUCGUGCUGUGUUUUAUUUUUUCUAAAGUUUCUUUCUUUUGUUUAAAAUAAAGAAUAUAAAGAGAUUAUCAAUGUUCAAAACUGACGAAUCGUUAACGAGUCCAGUUUAACUGCCGUCCACCUGCUGGAACUCACAGACCUGCUAGAACACACAGAACCUGCUAGAACACACAGAACCUGCUAGAACUCACAGAACCUGCUAGAACACACAGAACCUGCUGGAACUCACAGAACCUGCUAGAACACACAGAACCUGCUAGAACACACAGAACCUGCUAGAACACACAGAACCUGCUAGAACACACAGAACCUGCUAGAACACACAGAACCUGCUAGAACACACAGAACCUGCUAGAACACACAGAACCUGCUAGAACACACAGAACCUGCUGGAACACACAGAACCUGCUGAUGCACGUUCUCUGUACUAGACGCUCACUUCCUGUACGUGCUUCAUUCAGACUCUGCAGCUGUGUAGCUUUGUAUCGAUCCAUCUAGUGACAUGUGGAUUCCUUGUGCGCUCAUCAAUAAAGUUUAUGCAGAACUUUCGCUUCCAUUUUAUUAUUUCCACUUUAUUUCUGCAUUUUAUUGUCUUGACUCUUGCACCUCUCAAGGAGAAAUAAGACCAUGUCACCUGAUAAAUAUAAAUAACUGAUUAUUGUUCGUGAUAAUUUGGUUGUCGAUGAUAAACGUUGGAGCAGGAUUGUGUUCGAAGUUCGUUGUUGCCACAGAGCAGCGAUGUUAGAAAAGAAUAAAUGUGAAUCUGAUAAUAUGUUCAAUACAAGACUACUUAUUAAUUGGGGAUUCUCUGAAGAGUGAAAUCUCAGCUGAUAAUGAAGAAUAAAGAUAUUUAAAUAGUU